CCAAAGUUUCAAGGAUUACCUUCAAAAAUGUUGCCAUCCUGCUAUUCGAAUGGUUCGGUGCUGCCGGACAACGAGGAGCUGGUCAACUCCCUGCUGGCCAAUCCCGAGUAUCUUCGCAGCAAUGCCAGUCCGCUUGGUCCGAGUGCCGUCGGCAUGGACAGCCUCAUGUGCAGCUCGUUUCCAUCGGCCUUCUACUACCAGGGCAUCGAUAACUUCCUGGCGCUGCACAACAAUAUCUGGACGCUGCCCAUGUCCUUUCUGCACAACACCCAUCGGCCGGAGAAGCCGCCGUUCUCCUACAUUGCGCUCAUUGCGAUGGCCAUCAGCAGUGCGCCCAACCAGCGGCUCACUCUCAGCGGCAUCUACAAGUUUAUCAUGGAUAAAUUCCCCUACUAUCGGGAGAACAAGCAGGGCUGGCAGAACUCCAUUCGGCACAAUCUUUCGCUGAACGAUUGCUUUGUGAAGGUGCCGCGGGACAAGAACACCAUCGAUGACAAUGACAGCGCCGGAAAGGGCAGCUACUGGAUGCUGGACGCCUCCGCCUCGGACAUGUUCGAGCAGGGAAAUUACCGACGGCGUCGUACACGCAGGCAGCGGCACUGCACCAAUGCCAGUCGCUAUGAGCGGGAUGCGGGCAAGGAUGCUACUGAUGGCAGCAGCAGCACGGCGGAGAUCAGAUCGCCCAGCGAUUCGCUGAACGACUUUGACAUCUUCUGCAAUGAGCGGCCCAACUACUCGGAUCGCAUCACGGAUCUGCACCGUCAGUAUUUGUCCGUCUCCCUCGGCUUCAAUAGUCUGUUCAACGGUGAGGCAAGUGGGGUGCGGCAACUGCCAGGCGCCUCCACGGCGGUUAAAGAAUCAAACGCAGACGGCGAUGUGGAUGGCGAUGCCUCUACGGACAGUCCGUGCUCCAGCUCCAGCAGGACAGCAGCUCAGAGCGUCCCGGACAGUGCGGCAGCCCUGCACGACGAGCUACAUUCCCCGAGCGCCUUUACGCCGACACUCAACCGCAGGCUCCCUGGGCUAAGCGAUGCAUUUCGGGGGCUCCAGCAUCUGAUGCCCAGCGAACCGACUACAGCGCCCAGUACCAGCCCCACAGCAGCCCCAACCAGUCGUUCAAAGACGACGCUGUUCACAAUCGACAAUAUUAUUGGAAAGCCCUGAGCUGUCGCAUGUGGCUGUUCUUUUCCACAUAACUAUAUCCAUUAUCACCGUGCAAUAAUUAAAAAUUUAUAUGAGUUACAAAUGUGGUCACAAAAGUUAUUCCUUCCCAGAGUAUUCUGGAGAAGUUUCAGACCUGGGCAAAGGGUUUGAAAUGCGCGCUCGCUUCUGUGCCCCUCUCUAGCUAACACACCUUGAAACUUCUUAUAUCGAUGGCAUGAACAAAUAUCAGAUGAUAAGUGGAAUUUCAGCCCUGUGUAGUUUAUAUGUAGAAACUGUGUAGCCUCCAAUAUGUCCGUUUACACCGUUCCUUUUUCCGCGAGACGCAAUUUCAUUGAAUAUGAAGCCGCUUCUUUGCUUUGGUUUUGCUUAUGUUUGGCAUUUUGCAGUACUACUCCUACCGUGUUGCAAAACGUGAUUGCAACGUGAUUUAUUUGGCGACUUU
Molecule: messenger RNA, 1606 nt
Organism: Drosophila subobscura
Lineage: Eukaryota; Metazoa; Arthropoda; Insecta; Diptera; Drosophilidae
Gene: FoxL1
Product: fork head domain-containing protein FD2
Exons: 3
Coding region: 28-1164 (378 amino acids)
Biological process (GO): regulation of transcription by RNA polymerase II; cell differentiation; anatomical structure morphogenesis
Molecular function (GO): DNA-binding transcription factor activity, RNA polymerase II-specific; RNA polymerase II cis-regulatory region sequence-specific DNA binding
Source: RefSeq, a predicted model, not a curated record